This is a messenger RNA of Onthophagus taurus, 1626 nucleotides long. Its product is annotated as chromodomain protein polycomb. Gene Ontology annotation, cellular component: PRC1 complex; chromatin. Lineage: Eukaryota; Metazoa; Arthropoda; Insecta; Coleoptera; Scarabaeidae. The record is from RefSeq and is a predicted model, not a curated record. Gene Ontology annotation, molecular function: chromatin binding. Gene Ontology annotation, biological process: negative regulation of transcription by RNA polymerase II.
GGCCAUUUUUGUUUGUAACUGUUUUGAAGAAGUGGGGAGGUUGUAAUCAAAACGAUUUCUAAAGAAAAUCUUACCUAAAGCGAUGAAAAAUUAAAAGACAUAAAUGUUUAAAAGUGCUAUGAGUUCACCGUGGACCCACCCUUGUACCUAACCGAUAUACUUUACAGUACGUUCCCAACCUUUUUCAUAACGUUCGAGUUUGUCCGACGGCAAUCAUGGAACUUCACGAUGAUCGCGUUUACGCCGCCGAAAAGAUCAUCAAGAAACGAACUAGAAAGGGUGUGGUGGAAUAUUACGUAAAAUGGAAAGGUUGGGGUCCAAAACACAAUACUUGGGAACCAGAAGAAAAUAUUUUAGACGUUCGCUUGAUAGAUUUAUACGAACGUUCACAAAGAAAUGAAGGCGCCAAACGAGGUCCUAAAAGAAAACAUCCGGAUCGUUCUCAAACGACAGAAGAAGAAGUUCGACAAAGUGGAGAAGAGAGUCAAGAUGAAUCUACGCAUUCUGUUAAAAAAUCACCAGAAUUACCAGCUUUAGAAGACGACGAUACUCGCGUUGACGAAGAUUUGGAUACUCAAGAUGCAAAAUCUGUUGAUACAGAUAACGAAAAUAAUAGUUCGAGUAGUGAAGAUCGAAGACCAAUUUUGGAGCGAUUAGAACCAACUAAACGUAAAGCGGAAGUUUUAUCGAAAGAAUCCGGUAAAACGGGGAUUAAAAUAACGACAAGUCCGACGGUUAGUAGUCCUCCACCUUUGAAAAUCUCUAAGAUUCAUAAGGAAGAGGAGGAUGCUUCAAAUUUGGCGGUUUUACCAGCUACGACACCUAAAUCUAACGCUGAUAAAAAACCGAAUGCUUUAGAAGGCUCUUUACCACAUAGUACACUAAAAGAACCUGCUUCUCCAAAACCAAUCGCUUCUAGAACAAACGAUAAACAGCAAGAGAAAAAACCAGAAGUUAAACAUAAAAAUACCAGCCAUAAAACUGAAAAUGGUCAUAAUAGUGGAGAAAUUGAAAAUAAUGUUCCGCAACUAACCAGCCCUGGAGCCGAUUAUUGGUUAGCAAGAAAUCCUUUAGCUGAUCAAGUAUUUAUUACUGACGUUACAGUUAAUUUAAAUACGGUUACUAUAAGGGAAUGUAAGACUGGGAAAGGAUUUUUUAGUGGAGAGACUGCGUGAAGAUUCUUUUUAUAAUUAGAUAAAUAAGAGAAAGCGAAGAUAGAACGGGUUUAACUCUGUUAUCAAUCUUUUUUUAGUCGCUAAAAUAAAAUUAAUUUUUAUAUUAGGCAUAAUGAUAAUUACAUUAAAUGAAGAUGUAAUUCUGUAUUUAUUUUUAUAUUGAAUUGACGGUUAAAUAGAUUAAUAGUUGAGAUUAAGUGUAGUUUAAGAAAUUAUGAUACUUUCAAAGUAUUCUUAUUUGAUUUUUUUAUAUAAUUUAUUCAUUAAGGCUUUUUAACCAUACAAAGUAAAUCAAUUAACUGACUUUUUUUAAAUAAAUAAAUUAAAUCGCUCGGUUGAAUCACUUUGUAUAUAAUACUUCGUUUUUAUCCAAUACUUUGAAGAUAUCAUAAAAAAAUGAAAGAAUCUAUUUUGUGAAUCAUGUACUAUAAAAAAAAUGAUACCUGUAAUU